AUGAGUGAGGUAUGGCAAGUGUUCACAAAAAGUGAAUAUAACCACAAAGCGAUAUGUAACAUCUGUAAAAAGAACUAUUCAAAUUCUGGGACUAACACAACCAAUUUAUGGUCACAUUUAAAAUCAAAACACAUUAAAAAAUUUACAGAGUUAGACAAUUUAAGAAAGGGUCUACCGCAGCUAAAUAGUUACAAUAAUUCAUGUGAAGAUUUUUUGACUGAGGAUAAUGAAAAUCAUACUAUUAAUAGUAAUGAAAUAAUAAACAAUCAAAUUCCAUCUACUUCUAAUUCAACCUUGAUACAAACAGUCUUAUCUACCAAAACUACUCAAAAACAUAAGCUUUUAAAUAGUCAAACUUUGAUGUCAGCAUUUACCAUAACUAAAGCUUCACAAUGUAAAAUUGAUGCAGCAUUAGCUUAUUUUAUAGCAGUAGACAUGAUGCCUUACAACCUUGUGACCAAAGACGGUUUCAAAGUGUAUACAAACGCCUUAAACGCAAGCUACCAUAUAUCUAGCCGAAAGACACUUACUGAUUUCAAAAUACCAAAUUUAUACAAAGAUACUAAGACUAUCAUUGAGUCGAUUGUGAAUAAUGUUUAUUUUAUGUCGUUUACUACAGAUUGUUGGACUUCUAGAUCCAACCAACCGUUUUUAGCUUUAACUGGGCAUUAUAUUGAUUCUAAAUUUAAUUUAGGUUCCGUAUGCUUAGGUUGCAUAGAACUGUCUGAAGACCACACUGUAGAAAACUUGGCAGACACUUUGCAAUUAAUUUUAUUGGAUUAUAAUUUGUCUGUUUCUCCUAAAAAUGUGUCUGCAUUUACAACUGAUUGUGGUGCUAAUAUAAUAAAAGCUAUUAAGAACUUAGAUGUACAACAUGUGCCUUGUUUUGGUCAUGCUUUCAAUACUGCGGUGGGAAAUAUAUUCAAACUUGAAGAAAUACAAAUUACUGUAAAUAAAACCCAAAAAAUCCAAAACAUCUUUGCUCAUAGCUGGCAAGCUGUCCGAGAGAUGAAAAUUGAGCAAGAGCGUUUUGGGUUAAAAAAACUUAAACUUCCAUCUUAUUCCAAAACUAGAUGGUGGUCUCUUCUUGAUUUAAUUUCGGUCAUUUUAGAUCAAGAGUUAGGGAUAUCUAGUUUUCUUAAGACCUAUAAAAAUGGUCAGUUUAAAAAGUUAGUUUUGUCUGAUGAUGAAAUUGAUGUCUUAAAAAGUAUUACAAUGAUUCUAAAACCAGUGCGAGAAAUAACUGACCACUUGACUGGAGAAAGUUAUGUAACUGCAUCAGCUGUAUAUCCAGUUAUAUUUAAUCUGAAAACAAAACUAUCAGAAGCUGUAAAUAGUAAUAAUAUUGCCGCAGCAUCUAAUGAAAAAUGUAUUGAAAUAAAAAAAAAUAUAUUUUCAUCCAUUAUUGAAGUUCUUGACAAACGUUACAAUAAUAAUAUUGCAUUAAAAAUAUGUAUGGUUUUAGACCCAAGGUUUAAAACCACCUUUAUUGCCCAGGAAUAA
Messenger RNA from Myzus persicae (green peach aphid), 1503 nucleotides. RefSeq names its product zinc finger BED domain-containing protein 1-like. The record is from RefSeq and is a predicted model, not a curated record. The transcript is spliced from 3 exons. Gene Ontology annotation, molecular function: DNA binding. NCBI's taxonomy places the organism in Eukaryota, Metazoa, Arthropoda, Insecta, Hemiptera, Aphididae. Bases 1 to 1503 code for a protein of 500 amino acids.